Messenger RNA from Nestor notabilis (Kea), 3164 nucleotides. RefSeq names its product MAM domain containing glycosylphosphatidylinositol anchor 1 (gene MDGA1). Gene Ontology annotation, biological process: homophilic cell-cell adhesion. Gene Ontology annotation, molecular function: protein binding. The transcript has 16 exons. Gene Ontology annotation, cellular component: plasma membrane. The record is from RefSeq and is a predicted model, not a curated record. NCBI's taxonomy places the organism in Eukaryota, Metazoa, Chordata, Aves, Psittaciformes, Psittacidae. The annotation marks the transcript as partial.
AGGUGGCUCUUCCACUCUGCCAUGGGAGCAGCCACCCUGGGCAACGGGCUGGGGUGCUGCUCGCUUCCCUCUUUACCUCUUCUUUCCUCUCUGCAGCUCCUGCUCAGGCCCAAAUCAUCCAUGCCGGGCAGGCAUGCGUGGUGAAGGAAGACAACAUUAGUGAACGCGUUUACACAAUUCGGGAGGGGGACACGCUGGUCCUGCAGUGUCUGGUCACAGGACACCCCCGGCCACAGGUGAGAUGGACCAAAACCGCUGGCAGCGCAUCGGACAAAUUCCAAGAGACGUCAGUGCUUAACGAGACCCUUCGGAUUGAGAAGAUCCAAAGGCUGCAGGGGGGCCGCUAUUACUGUAAAGCAGAAAAUGGGGUUGGGGUCCCUGCCAUCAAGUCCAUUCGAGUAGAUGUGCAGUAUCUAGAUGAACCUGUUCUCACCGUUCACCAGACCAUCAGCGAUGUCCGUGGCAGCUUCUACCAGGAGAAGACUGUCUUCCUCCGCUGCACUGUUAAUUCCAACCCACCGGCUCGUUUCAUCUGGAAACGGGGAGCUGAGACACUUUCCCAUAGUCAGGACAAUGGUGUGGACAUCUAUGAACCCCUCUACACACAGGGUGAAACCAAAGUCCUGAAGCUGAAGAACCUGCGGCCCCAGGAUUAUGCCAGCUACACGUGCCAGGUGUCCGUCCGCAACGUCUGCAGCAUCCCUGACAAAUCCAUCACCUUCCAGCUCACAAACACCACAGCUCCACCUGCUCUGAAGUUGUCUGUCAAUGAGACGCUGGUGGUCAACCCUGGUGACAACAUCACCAUGCAGUGCUCUCUGACGGGUGGUGACCCACAGCCAGAGGUGGUUUGGUCUCACUCUCCUGGCCCAAUGCCUCCCAAUAGCCUUCUGCAAGGAGGUAACCUCACCAUCUGGAGGAUCCGUGUGGAGGACUCAGGCUACUACAAUUGCACAGCCAUCAACAACGUGGGGAACCCAGCAAAGAAGACAGUGAAUCUGCUGGUGCGGUCCAUGAAGAACGCCACGUUUCAAAUCACCCCUGACGUGAUCAAAGAGAGUGAGACCAUCCAGUUAGGGCAGGACUUGAAGCUCUCAUGCCAUGUAGAUGCUGUCCCCCAGGAGAAGGUUGUCUAUUCUUGGUACAAGAAUGGGAAACCAGCCAGGUUCUCAGACCGGUUGCUCAUCACGCGGAAUGACCCCGAGCUCCCACCUGUGACCUGCAGCUUGGAGAUUAUUGACCUGAGAUUCAGUGACUACGGCACCUACAUGUGUGUGGCUACCUUCCAGGGAGCACCCAUUCCUGACCUCAGUGUGGAGGUGAACAUCUCCUCAGAGACAGUGCCACCAACCAUCAGCGUCCCUAAGGGUCAGUCCACCAUCACCGUCCGGGAGGGCUCCAGGGCUGAGCUGCAGUGUGAGGUUCGAGGAAAGCCCAAACCACCCAUCAUCUGGUCCCGGGUAGAUAAGGAAACCCCCAUGCCUUCAGGGACAAUGACGAUGGAGACAUACGAUGGGAAGCUGCGCCUGGAGAGUGUGAGCCGAGAAAUGAGUGGGACUUAUAAGUGUCAGACAGCCAGGUACAAUGGCUUUAACAUCAGACCCCGGGAAGCCCUGGUGCAGCUCAAUGUGCAGUUCCCCCCCGUGGUGGAGCCAGCCUUCCAGGACGUGCGCCAGGGCAUGGGGCACAGCGUCACCCUGCGCUGCACCAUGCUGAAGGGCAGCCCCAUGAAGGUGGCCACGUCCGUCUGGCGCUUCAACGGGUCCCUUCUGGCGCAGCCACUGGCGGAGCAGCAGGACUAUUCGGAGCUGAAGGUGGACAGCGUCAGCCGGGAGACCAGUGGUAGCUACGAGUGCAGCAUUUCCAACGACGUGGGGGUCUCCACCUGCCUCUUCCAGGUAUCUGCAAAGGCUUACAGCCCAGAGUUUUACUAUGACACUCCCAACCCCACCUUGAGCCAGAAGCAAUCCAAGAAUUACUCAUACGUCUUGCAGUGGACACAGAAGGAGCCUGAUGCUGUGGAUCCCAUACUGAAGUACCGCCUGGAUGUCCGGCAGCUGGCUCAGAGAAACACCAUCCAAACCUUCAUUCCUGUGCAGAAAAUGGAGAAAGGCCUUUUGCUGGAGCAUGUCCUGCCCAACCUGAAAGUGCCUCAGAGCUAUGAAGUUCGUCUGACACCCAUCACCAGCUUUGGGGCUGGAGAUAUGGCUACCCGCAUCAUCCGGUACAUGGAACCAAUCAACUAUCCCAACCCAACAGAUAACACUUGCCGCUUUGAGGAUGAGAAGAUCUGUGGCUUCGUGCAGGACAAGAUGGACAAUUUUGACUGGACCCGGCAGAACGCCCUGACGCAGAACCCUAAGCGCACCGUCAACACAGGGCCCCCCACGGACAUCAGUGGUACGCCGGAGGGUUAUUACAUGUUCAUCGAGGCGUCCCGGCCCCGGGUAACAGGAGACAAAGCCCGGCUCAUCAGCCCCCUCUACAACAUUACUGCCAAGUAUUACUGUGUCUCCUUCUACUACCACAUGUACGGGAAGCACAUUGGCUCCUUGAACCUGCUAGUUCGUGUGCGGAACAAGCGAGCCAUCGACACCCAGGUCUGGUCACUCAGUGGGAACAGGGGGAAUAUGUGGCAGCAAGCACAUGUGCCCAUCAACCCACCUGGGCCCUUCCAGAUCAUCUUCGAAGGUGUGCGGGGCACGAGCUAUGAGGGGGACAUUGCCAUCGAUGAUGUCACUCUGAAAAAGGGGGACUGCCCAAGGAAGCCAAUUGGACCGAAUAAGGCGGUUGCUCUUCCAGGAAGCGGUGUUCUAGCCCUGCACAGCCCUUGUCUUUGUGGCCCAUUGACUUUCUUCCUUUACGUGCUGCUCAGAUGAUGGCAAGAGAGCGCUCCUGUCUUCGGACCGUCCUUUCCUACUCAGCCACCUCUGCUCCUCUUCUUCCCCUCCUCACUGGCACACCAAAGUGUCCAUAUGUUACCAAAGACUUGACAGGCAUGACCACGCGAAGGGAUCUGGUUCAGAACUGGAGCACUCCUUGAGAAAGUCAUAAUGUCUAGGACAAAAUAUAAAAAUAAAGACAAAUGUUUUUUAAAAGCACGUGCACGAGAAUGAGAGAGAGAGAAGGAAGGAAAGAAACAGAAACACGCAGAAAAGAAGGAA